Messenger RNA from Hyaloscypha bicolor E, 3546 nucleotides. RefSeq lists its product as uncharacterized. The coding region runs from base 1 to 3546 and encodes 1181 amino acids. The transcript has a single exon. NCBI's taxonomy places the organism in Eukaryota, Fungi, Ascomycota, Leotiomycetes, Helotiales, Hyaloscyphaceae. The record is from RefSeq and is a predicted model, not a curated record.
AUGUCUCCUACUUUAGCCUUUACACCCAAUCGUAAAGCUACUAUGAGAGAAUUUGCGGUCAAUACAGUCACACACCUCAAUUCAAAACUGACUGGCCACGGAUAUGCUUGCCCACACUUUCCAAAAUUCAGAAGCCGAGAAUACCCAAGUUGUCUUGGAUUCUUCCACGAGAAUGAUAAGGAAAAGAUCGUUUAUAUUGAGCUCGCCAAAUUAUGUGAGAACUGUUUCUCUGAGGUUGUUCAAGAAGAUUACAAUGUUUGGAUAUGCGGGAAUAGUCGGUUCCCCCGGAAUAUCUCCGGGAAAUUCAAUGGAACGGUGCCAAAGGAACACAGUAUCUGGAAUGUACCCGAUUCCUCCAAAGGACUUUAUCGGGAAUUUAUCCAAGCAGGGACACCUCUUCGGAAGGGGGCUUCCAUGGGACCUCCUGAGAAGGAAUUAACAGCACGAGGUCGCUUCAAUCUUCCUACUGCCAUACAAAUGCCGCAGGACACUUCAGCAGAAGAUGUAUGGGCGUGGCUGAAGAAGAGUGGGAAACCAUUCUAUAUUGAACAACUGCACCUGGUCAAGAGGUGGACUCCUUGGACGGAGAAAAUGGCCAUGGAGGAUUUUGGAAUUGCAAUAAAGCAUGGGAAUAGCUACCAGCCUUCUUUCUCAACCAAAUUCAAACCCAGUUCCAAACCAGCUAAGAAGAAAGACUUUCUUUCGGGCAUUGCAGCAGAUACUCAGUCUCUUCCAGCUUCGCCAGGUCUUUUCGAGAAAAGGCCUAAAGCAACACCAAAGGGCAUUGGCAACAGUUCGAUGAAGGCCAGCACCGGAGAUCCUCCGAAGAAAUCAAGCAAGAAAUCCAGUCCGAACACUGAUGAGGCUGCAAUGAAGCCACAAGUCUCUGCCGCAAAACCCUCCAAAGCAGAAGCCAGAUCCUCCCCAAGAUCAAUAGUUGAGGAAUUCGGGACAAUUGAAGCUUCUACUGGUAGUGCGUUCGCUACAAAGGAGUUGGAUCCAAUUGCAGGUUACAGCCAUGAAAGACGCCCCGCCAGAGAGGCUUUGCGGAACGUGAAGCCGGGCGCAAAACAGGAAGGAGGGACUAUGCCCGGUAGACUCGACGAACCCCUUGACGACGUCUCUUUGACGGAUAUGGAGAUUCGUGCUCAAGUCGCUGACUUCCCUGAGCCCAGACCCAGAAACGGCGGAACCGGAUCAAGAUCAGGAAAGAAAGCACCUUCAAUCGCCUCGAGUCUCAAGAGCCAACGUCCGUUUCUACCUCCAAAGCCACAAUCCCGAAAAUCAGAUCUACAGCUUACUGCUGUAGGAGGGAGUUCAGCCCAGGUCGGGGUGUUUGUAGAAAGAUAUGGGAUCAUUCCAUCGAUCCCGCUUGGUAGCCCUGACAAUUUUGCACGACCACACAGUGAUGCUGGAUCUGAACCAAUUGGAAUCAUCCAGAGUCCACUCAUCUUCCAACACCUUCUCCGGACUUACGACGCACAUCAAAAGCGAGGCCAAAAUUACCAACACCAGCAAGGUUCUCCUCAGUUCCCUUGCUAUGGGGAAGACCCUGUUCAAGAAUACGAGUAUGGCAACGGGAGUAACCUAUCAGACCAAAAUGAGUCAGAAAACAGUUCUUUACGAGGACAAAGCAAACUUAUAGAAAGCCCAUCCGAAGCGCCGCUUCAUCAAGUCAUGCAGACUCGCAGCAUUGCAAACACCCAAGCCCCCGCAACACCACAUCAACCUGUCCUCCACCCACGUGCUACUCAUCAAUCAAUACACCGCGGUCAGACCUUUGGCGGCCCCUUUCCCGACAUGCAAGGAGUAUCACCAUCGUCAAAUGCAUACGAAGAGCAAAGUCAUGCUCUUGAGAACCAACAUUCUCGGAGCUAUAAUGUCCAGGCACCCGGACUUCCAAUGAUGUCGCCUCCGACAAGGUCAUCGACUGGAAAUUUUGUGCGACCCAUGACGAAAUCGAAUAUGAAUGCUACCAGAUGGGACAGUCUUGCACAGUCAGGUGUUCUCCGAGAUACCCAGACCAAACGUGUACCUCCUUGCACAUCUCAGCCCGACGUUCCGAGCAAAGGCGGCAGCACUCCAGGUACUUCUUCGAUUGCCCAGGAAUACCACAAAACACAGACGAAUCUAAAUUCUAAGGCGACCAGGAGGCCAAACGUGGAAGCACCUUUCGAUGAGGAGGCUACAACGACCACGAAACGGAAGAACUUGAAGGCCGCCCAAAGGUCAAAAGCGCCAAAGCCAUCUCACAACGAGGAGGGCCAAACGGUCACGAACCAAAACACUGCCGCGAAGGGAAGCAAGACGAAAACGAAAAAACCCGGUCCGGAGCGGGUACCAACUGCGGCAUCAAAUCAAAAGCAAAAGAAAGGCUCGAGCCAAGAUUUGGACCCGCCUAAUACCACAUCGCAAAGCACUUCAAAACGGCCGAACAAAACAACCAAUACAGCCCAACCAGCUCGAAGAGACAACGCUCCUCACCUCAGGUCCGCAGCAUCAGAUAAUCGCCGCAAAACUCAGCAUACCAACCCACCUCAUGACAAACCAAAGCCCUUGAAUGAGAAAAAGGCUGCGGGCCACUCCGGUGGAAAGGGGAAGGCCCGCGGCUCGAAACCCAGGACAUCAGAUAAACCGCAUGCUAAGAAGCCGCAUGACAGCACGUCAAAACAUACGCCGAAGCCUUCCCAUGAGAAACAAGGUGCAGGCCACACUAGUCGAAGAGGCGAUGCUCACGGUUCAAAAUCACCAAAAAAUCGCCACGAAUCCCCAAACCACAAAGCAGAGGGCAAUCGCACCGAGAGAGAUACCACUGACGACGACGACGAUGACGAUGACGACGACGGCCCGUAUGCGGAUCAGAGCGAGCCAGAUCAAGGCGAUUCCGAUAAUCAGAGUGAACUGGAUCAGAAUGAACCCGAUCAGAGCGAGUCAGGCCAGAGUGAAGCCAAUGAUCAGAGUGAGCCAGACCAGAGUGAGCCCGAUGAUGAGAGUGAGCCCGAUGAUCAAAACGAACCCGAUCAGAGUGAGCCAGAUCAGAGCGAUCCAGAUGAUCAGAGCGAACCCGAUCAGAGUGAGCCAGAUCAAGAUCAGAGUGAACCCGAUGAUGAGAGUGAGCCGGAUCAAAGUGAGCCAGAUCAGAGUGAGCCCGAGGAUCAGAGCGAACCCGAUCAGAGUGAGCCAGAUCAGAGUGAACCCGAUGAUCAGAGUGAUCCAGAUCAGAGUGAACCCGAUGAUCAGAGUGAUCCAGAUGAUCAAAGCGAACCCGAUCAGAGCGAGCCGGAUCAGACAGAGCCAGAUCAGAGUGAGCCCGAGGAUCAGAGCGAACCCGAUGAUCAAAGCGAACCCGAUCAGAGUGAGCCAGAUCAGAGUGAGCCAGAUCAGAGUGAACCCGAUGAUCAGAGCGAUCCAGAUAAUCAAAGUGAACCUGAUCAGAGUGAGCCAGAUGAUCAAAGUGAGCCAGACCAGAGCGAUCCCAGUGAAGGUCAGAGUGAGCCAGACCAGACUGAACCCGAUGAUCAGAGUGAGGACGAAGAUGCAAACUAG